This is a messenger RNA of Pleurotus ostreatus (oyster mushroom), 1443 nucleotides long. RefSeq lists its product as uncharacterized. Lineage: Eukaryota; Fungi; Basidiomycota; Agaricomycetes; Agaricales; Pleurotaceae. Bases 1 to 1443 code for a protein of 480 amino acids. The transcript has 8 exons. The record is from RefSeq and is a predicted model, not a curated record.
AUGCAUCCUACAGUCCCUACCGUCAGAGAAGCGAUCAAUCAACUCAGAGAGACAUCGCUAAAAUGUCUGGAACAUAUGGUUGGCCUCGGCGUGCGCACGAGCACCCAUAUGGCCUUUGUCCUAUCGCAGCCGUCAAAUCUUUCGAUCCUAGAAUGUAACGAAGGCGACAUCAACACCAGCCACCAUACGCGAUUGCAGUUAGCCCGUCACCUAUUGUGCUUCGUCAUAUUUGAACAAGCCUCGAAAAAGAACAAGAACGGAGCAAACAUUGAUCUGAAUCAACUUGAAGAGCAGCUCAACAAUAUCCAUAAAGCAAGCCCUGGAAUGGGUAGCGGCGAAGCUGUUGACCUUGAUCACCCAAUGAUCCAAGGAGCAGUGGAAACUCCGGAUGUGCCGGAAGCCACUCAAAAGGCCGUCAGACAAGUUCUCCUUUCUACAGGUGAACUCGGCUUAUUGACCGCUUUGAAAAACGGUACGUGGGUUUACGGCCUUCAGAAGACGGGGUUGGUAUUUUCCAUUGAUUUCACUGCUGCUGCUAUCUGCUCGUCUAUUUUACGCAGGCCCAACGUCAUGUACAAAACGACCAACCUCACUCCGAAGGGCAUUGAUCCGUUUCAGCAGUUGGAAGUCAUUCUUGAAGCCGAAGUGCUCUGCUUUCUUCAUGCAGUUCAAGUGCAACACCCGUACAGCUUCCCGCCGGGAUUACAGGAGGUGUUGGAUGCCUUUGGCGUAGUUCGAAGUGCACUUGGUGACUUGUCGGCCGACGACAAUAUUCUACCAAAUGUAUGCGCUCAGCCUUCGUGGAAAGAGGGAUCGUGCCUUUUCAAGGCGGGAUUGUUUCUUUGGAUGUUGCUCUCCGUUCUGAUCCUCCAAAUCGCCGGUCCAUCGCUGCUUCGAACGGGCCGCGUCUGCCUUUAUCUAUGGUCAUCAGAUCAUGCCGUACGCACAGACCACGGGGUACACAGGUUGUACCGUUGGCCCCGAUCGGAUCACUGCCUGCAAAUCCCUCUUCUCCUGAAGAUCGGUCUAGAACUUGGAAGCGGCGCACAUGGUACGGUCAAACGAGUGGCGGGCACAAGCAUCGUUGUCAAAAUCGGACGCACAGAUAUAAUUAAACGAGAAGCUUCCGUGUAUAGCAAAGCUCGACAGUACCAAGGCCUUCCCAUUCUUCAAGACUUUGGAGUUUUUGACUUUGAAAGCUCAGCCGCAUCCAUGCUCGUCCUGGAAUAUGCGAAUCCUAUCCGUGAUACCCCAGAGAGAUGGGAGGUCAACGCGGCACUCCAAGACAUACAUAUCCGACUCGGCUUUCAUCAUCGCGACAUCGAUUCCGCGAACAUGUUGAGGGGUGUUGCCGACGGGAAGCUCAAGAUUAUUGAUUUUGCGAAGGGCGCAAAUGCCGCGGACUGUGAUAAACAUUGCAUCCUGCGGGAGGAGUACCUUUGA